UGUAACGGCGGUCUGAAAAUGGCCAUCGUCAGAUUCGGUUAGCUAUCGCUGCCUGUUUGGUUUUUUAUUGAACUGUCCUUUUUUUUUUAUUAUUAACGGAGCGACACAGCAAACGAUGCGAGUCGGAGCUGAAACCGGAGCUAACGGGCCGUAGCUUAGCGCGUUCCCCACCGGCCGUUAGCGUAGCCCCGUGUCCGGGCUGAAGCAGAUGGGCUCCUCGGUGUAUUUGGGUAAAAAGGCGGAAGACUCAGAUUGCGUAUCAACACACCGAACCGGAGAUGCUACCAAGCUACCGCCGCUAGCCAGCCAGCUAACUGACCGUUUGUUGUGAGAUGCGGGUAAACGGCAACCGAUUCACCAGAGACUAGCGGCGAGACAUUUCCCGUGACGUGUCCUGCUGUAUGGAGCCACGGCGACGGGACCCCUUCAACUGAGAGCUCUUAAGAGAACCGUGGGGAUGGCGAGCAGGAGGAAGUCCACCACGCCCUGCAUGGUCCCCCCUCGGGACCCCCAGGACCAGGACCAGGACCAGGACAUGGAGGACACCACGGCCCAAUCAGAGGACAGCAACGGCGUCUCUGCCGAGGUUUCCGUGUCCGGUGCGUUGGAGGAGUGGGGCGAGAACGCCGACGGGCGCCACCAGGACCUGAGCGUGGCGGCGGCGGCGGGCGGCUACGAGUGUAAAUACUGCAGCUUCCAGACGGCAGAGCUCAACCUGUUCACCGUGCACGUGGAGGCCGAGCACCCCGACAUCAUCACCAACACCUCCUACGUCUGCGUGGAGUGUGACUACCACACCAAGAGCUACGACACCUUGCUGGCCCACAACGCUCGCCUGCACCCCGGCGAGGACAACUUCACCAGGACAACCACGAGGCACCACAACGAGACGCUGGUCCAGCAGAGCAUCAACGAGCUCACCUUCGACGGAGGCUUCGUCAAGAUGGAGGCCGACGAGCCCUACGACGAGGCCGCCGCGGACUCGUCCCGCCGGGGCAUCGCCUUCAGCAAGACGCCCAUCAUGAGGGUCCGGAGCCGGCGGCCUGAGCCCAAGAAGUUCGCCGCCACGGCGCUGAAGGCGGCCGCCAGCGACGACGUCAUCAAAGUGGAAAGUGACGACGACGAAGAAGAAGACAACGCGGAGCCGCCGACGCUGUCUCCGGCCCCGAUGGCGUCGCCGGCUCCUCCUCCUCCUCCCCGCCUCAUCCCCGUGUCGGCGCCGCUGCAGGUGCACGCCGUCCCGCAGAGCAUCGUGGUCAACAGCUCUCGUGGCGUGGGGAGCGGCGGUGGCGUGCUGCCUCCCGGCACGCUGGCCCAGGUCCUGUCGGCGCUGCAGAACCAGCAGAACUGCGCCCAGACGCAGCUGCUCAUCCCCAUCAGCAGCAUCCCCACCUACAACGCCGCCAUGGACAACAACGUGCUGCUCGUCAGCGCCUACAACAGGUUUCCGUAUCCCUCUGUGUCAGAGAUCGUGGGCUUGGCCUCGCAGACGAAGUUCAGCGAGGAGCAGAUCAAAGUGUGGUUCUCUGCCCAGAGGCUGAAGCACGGAGUCAGCUGGACGCCUGAGGAGGUGGAGGAGGCUCGGAGGAAGAAGUUUAACGGCACGGUGCAGACCGUCCCUCAGACCAUCACGGUGAUCCCGGCCAACCUGGCGGCGGCCGCCACUAACGGGCUGCAGUCCAUCUUCCAGACCUGCCAGAUCGUGGGCCAGCCGGGCCUCGUCCUCACGCAGGUGACCACCGCCGCCGCCGGCGGCAACAGCAGCGGCAGCGGAGCCGUGCCGGUCGGCUCGCCCAUCACGCUCACGGUCGCCCCGGGCGUCCCCGGCAACCAGCCCAAAGCCGCCGAGCCGUCCGCGUCGGAGUCGAAGACCGAGAUGUCGGCGGCGGGCGCCGCGGAGGCGUUCGCGGCGGCGAAGCCGAAGAAGUCGAAGGAGCAGCUGGCGGAGCUGAAGGCGAGCUACGGGCGACGGCAGUUCGCCACGGAGGCCGAGAUCUCGCGGCUCAUGCAGGUCACCAAACUCUCCAAACGGGCGAUCAAGAAGUGGUUCAGCGACACGCGCUACAACCAGAGGAACUCGAAGGACCACCACGUGCUGCUGGGCGAAACGCCGCACGCCAAAACGCCCGUGGCGGCAGGAGGAGCCCGCGGAGGACGGACCAGCGGCGCUGGCGCCCUCAAUGACAACAGCAGCAGCAGCGAUGCCGCGGUAAGGCUGCGCACUUAA
This is a messenger RNA of Perca flavescens (yellow perch), 2227 nucleotides long. Its product is annotated as zinc fingers and homeoboxes protein 1. Gene Ontology annotation, cellular component: nucleus. Bases 458 to 2227 code for a protein of 589 amino acids. Gene Ontology annotation, molecular function: DNA binding; DNA-binding transcription factor activity, RNA polymerase II-specific. The record is from RefSeq and is a predicted model, not a curated record. NCBI's taxonomy places the organism in Eukaryota, Metazoa, Chordata, Actinopteri, Perciformes, Percidae. The transcript is spliced from 8 exons. Gene Ontology annotation, biological process: regulation of transcription by RNA polymerase II.